This is a messenger RNA of Thecamonas trahens ATCC 50062, 1161 nucleotides long. Its product is annotated as aldo/keto reductase. The record is from RefSeq and is a predicted model, not a curated record. Gene Ontology annotation, molecular function: oxidoreductase activity. The coding region runs from base 78 to 1145 and encodes 355 amino acids. The transcript has a single exon. NCBI's taxonomy places the organism in Eukaryota, Apusomonadida, Apusomonadidae.
AGAGGGUGGGAGAAAGGAGCGGCGACAGCAGCGGCGGAGCUGUGAAGGGGGUAGAGGACACACGACUUGAGUGGAACAUGGCAGCAACGACAGAGGCAGGAGCAGUUGGCGAGGAGCAGGUUGUGCUCAAGGCGCGUCGGCUGGGGCGGAGCGGGCUGAAGGUGUCGGAGCUGGUGCUGGGGACGAUGACCUUUGACGAGAGCGAGACCAACUCGUGGGGCAUGCCUGCGGCGGCUCAAGAUGAUGCGUUUGCGAUGAUGACGGCGUACGCAGAGGCUGGCGGCUUUACGCUCGAUACGGCGGACAUCUACGGUGCCGGGGCGAGCGAGCGGGUUGUCGGGCGGUGGCUGGCGGCACAGGAAGAGCCAGACAAGUUUGUUGUGGCGACCAAGGUGUGGGGUGAGAUGGGCAAGGGACCGAAUGACAAGGGCCUCGGCGGACGGCACAUUGCGGCUGGAGUGCGCGAGUCGCUCAAGCGGCUGCAGCUGGAGAAGAUCGAUCUGUACCAGGCGCACAACGUCGAUCCCGAGACGCCACUGGAGGAGACGCUGGUGGCGUUCGACGACCUUGUCAGGCAAGGCCUGGUGGGCUACGUGGGCGUCUCCAACUUUCCGGCGUACAAGAUGGCGCAGGCAGCGGCGAUUGCUGAGCGGCUCGGUCUCAGCUCGCGGCUUGUCUCGCUGCAGCCCAAGUACAAUCUGCUCGCGCGGACGAUCGAGUGGGACUGCGUCCCGUAUUGCGUGGAGACCGGAAUGGGCAUCCUUCCGUGGUCGCCGCUCCUUGGCGGGUGGCUGGCCGGGAAGUACUCGCGCGACGCGCCGCCGGCCGACGGCUCGCGGGUGGCAUGGGCCGAGAAGGUCGGUUGGGACGUGAUGGACUACUCGACGGUCGGCACGGCGCACACGUUUGACGUCGUCGACAAGGUCAAGAGCGUGGCGGCGGAGCUGGGGCGGUCGCCGUCACAGGUCUCGCUCCGAUGGCUAAUGCAGAAGCCGGGAGUCACUGCGCCGAUCAUCGGGGCGUCCAAGAUGGCGCACCUGCUCGACAACCUCCAGGCGGCCAGCUUUGAGCUCUCGGGCGAGCACAUGGCAGCGCUCGAUGAGGUUUCGGCGGUGCCCAAACCGUAUCCAUGGAAUGCAUAUUGAACGAUGGGCUUCAGCG